AUGAUAAUGGAUACAGGAAAUUACUCUGCCAUAACUGAGUUUGUUCUUCAGGGACUCACAGAUAAUCCCAAAGCGCAGCUCCCUCUUUUUCUUAUCUUCCUGUUGGUAUACAUCAUCACCGUAAUAUGGAAUCUCGGGAUGAUUGUGUUGAUCUGCACAGAACCCCAACUUCACAAUCCCAUGUAUUUUUUCCUGGGAAACCUCUCCUUCAUCGACCUCUGCUACUCCUCAGCCAUUGCCCCCAAAAUGCUGGCUGAUUUUUUAGCUAAGAGUAAAAAGAUUUCAUACAACGCUUGUGCUAUACAACUAUAUUUAUUUGGUUUCUUUGGAGAUGCAGAGUGUCUUUUGCUGGCUGUCAUGGCCUAUGAUCGGUAUGUGGCCAUCUGCAAUCCACUUCUCUAUACAGUCACUAUGUCCAAGAAGCUCUGCAAACAGCUGAUGGCUAUAGCAUACAUUAUUGCCACAGUGGAUUCGUUGAUACACACUAGCUGUACAUUCCAUCUGCCAUUCUGUAAAUCCAAUGUGAUUAAUCAUUUCUUCUGUGAUGAGCCUCCUCUCCUAAUGCUUUCCUGCUCUGACACCUUUAUCAAUGAGAUUCUGAUGUUCAUCUUUAUUGGCUGCAUUGAAGCAAGCAGCAUUAGCAUGAUUCUUGUUUCCUACAUUUAUAUCCUGGGCACGAUCAUGAAAAUGCGCUCUGCCGAAGGCAGACGCAAAGCCUUUUCCACCUGUGCCUCUCACCUGAUGGCUGUUGGGAUAUUCCAUGGGACAAUACUCUUCAUGUAUUUUCGGCCCAGCUCCAGCUACUCAUUGGACCAAGACAAAUGGGCCUCCAUGUUCUAUACAGUUGUGAUACCCAUGCUCAAUCCUCUGAUCUACAGUCUGAGGAACAAAGAUGUGAAAGAUGCUUUGACAAAGGUAGUUGAGAAGGUGUGCCUUGCUAUGCAAGUCAACUCAUGCUCCUGUAUUUUGUCUGUCUUAUUUAUUAAAAGUAUGAGCCAGCAACAGAAACUGGAGAUUUGA
Molecule: messenger RNA, 1020 nt
Organism: Hemicordylus capensis (graceful crag lizard)
Lineage: Eukaryota; Metazoa; Chordata; Lepidosauria; Squamata; Cordylidae
Product: olfactory receptor 1019-like
Exons: 3
Coding region: 1-1020 (339 amino acids)
Biological process (GO): sensory perception of smell; G protein-coupled receptor signaling pathway
Cellular component (GO): membrane
Molecular function (GO): odorant binding; G protein-coupled receptor activity; olfactory receptor activity
Source: RefSeq, a predicted model, not a curated record